This is a messenger RNA of Cydia amplana, 3027 nucleotides long. RefSeq names its product serrate RNA effector molecule homolog (gene Ars2). Gene Ontology annotation, molecular function: nucleic acid binding. Gene Ontology annotation, biological process: mRNA processing; primary miRNA processing. The record is from RefSeq and is a predicted model, not a curated record. Bases 100 to 2817 code for a protein of 905 amino acids. The transcript has 18 exons. Lineage: Eukaryota; Metazoa; Arthropoda; Insecta; Lepidoptera; Tortricidae. Gene Ontology annotation, cellular component: nuclear body.
GUUACGUGCCUGCAAAUCAUUAUAAUAAGUUGUUGAUUCAGCAAUUCUCGUAAUUAGUGUAUAAAACCAAUAGUUGUCAUAACAUUGUCUCCUUCAACUAUGGCUGACAGUGAUGAUGAAUACGAUCGUAAGCGACGAGACAAAUUUCGUGGUGAAAGAGGUACAGCUGAGGGCAGCAGCUACCGGAGCAACGAUCGGCGGGAAGAAAGAGGUCGUGGACGCGAAGAGUGGUCUGAGAGAACCCGCGGUGGAGGUCGCUCAGGACCUGAUUACAGAGACUACCGUGGAGGAGCCAGUGCAAGCCGUGGCUACUCCCCCAUCCGGGGUGACGGGCCACCCAACAAGAGAAUCCGGCCUGACUGGCCCAUGGAAGACAGGAGAUAUGGGGGGAUGCCUCAUGAUUCAUACGGGUCCUAUGGAUGGGCACAUGAUCACUUCGGGCCUCAUCCUGCUCAUCAAGGAUAUGGUCAGCCCAUGCCCCCAGUUCCUGCGAGGGACGCAGUCCUCCCCAUUGGUCCAUCAGACGGGUCGUCCACCAUGAUGUCCUUCAAGGCGUUCCUCGCGGCUCAGGACGACUCCAUCACGGUCGAUGACGCGAUUGUCAAGUACAACGAGUACAAACUCGACUACAAGCGACAACAGCUCAAUGAGUUCUUUGUGGCUCAUAAAGACGAGGAAUGGUUCAAGAUCAAAUACCAUCCCGAAGAAUCGGUUAAACGGAAGGAGGAGCAACUGAAUGCGCUAAAGAACCGCGUCAACAUCUUCCUGGAGCUUUUAGAAGGUGGGGAGUUGAACAAAGUAUCUGUGGAUGUGGACAAGUCCGACCAACUGAUCCGAUUACUGGAUACCGUGGUCAUCAAACUAGAAGGCGGAACUGAGGAAGAUCUGAAAGCACUCGAUCUGCCGCCUGCUCCCGAGAAUACUAACUCGAUAAGUGAAAAAUCAGAUAAACGUGACGAGCAACCGGUCGUCAUUGACGUAGACGCUGUCAAAGUGAAAGAAGAAAAAGACGAUUCUGAGAAAACAGAAGAGAAGGAAAAGAAACCUGAGUCACCAAAGCCUACGACGCCACUGACUAUGGAGAUAGACCCUCACCUCAAGCAGUUGCAGGAGCAAGCUAAAAUGUUCUCGCGGUUCAACUCCGCGCCGGGCACAGAGCCGGGCGACGAUAUCGAUGUACCGGAGAAAGAACCGCCACCCCCCGGAUCUUCAUCAAGUUCCUCCUCAUCAAGUUCGUCUUCCUCCAGCUCCGAAGACGAGGGCGACACGGCGCCAAGACGCAAGUCCAAGUCCAAAUCCAAGACCCCAGACAAGUCUCCUAAACGCAAGGAAAAAUCCAAGUCGCCGAGCGCUGAAAAAGACGAGAAACCCGUCGAUAUUGUUAAAGUGAACGAAAAGAAUGGAGACAAGAGCGGCGAUGAAAAGGCCGAGUCGGUGUCUGAUGUCGUCGUCGAGAAGAAAGAGACUAGGGCCCUUCAUAAAACUACCUCCAUAUUCUUGAGGAACUUGGCGCCCAGUAUUACUAAAGCUGAGGUUGAAGCUAUGUGCAAGCGCUACGGCGGUUUUUUGCGCGUUGCGCUGGCCGACCCGCUGCCCGAGCGGCGCUGGUUCCGCCGCGGCUGGGUCACCUUCCGCAGAGAAGUCAACAUCAAGGACAUCUGCUGGAACCUCAACAACAUUCGGUUGCGCGAGUGCGAGUUGGGCGCGAUCGUGAACCGCGACCUGGCGCGGCGCGUGCGUCCCGUGACGGGCGUGACGCUGGAGCGGCCCGUGCUGCGCGCCGACGCCCGCCUGGCGGCGCGGCUGGCGCACCUGCUCGACACGCGCACCAAGCUGUGGCACCGGCCCAAGGGGGACAGCGCCGAGGACAAGCCCGUAUCCCAGUCUGAGGAGGCCGAUGGUCAAAAAGUCAAGAACAGUCGCGAUCCCCGAGUCAAUAGAACAGUCCCUUGUGAGGACUCGAGCUUCAGCCUGAACGAGUCUCCGAACCCCGUGCUCCACAAGAUCACCGAGCAUCUGAUCGAAGAGGCUUCCACUGAAGAAGAGGAGCUGCUAGGAGUAAAUCCCGACACCGAGACACAGACCGAGCAGUUGGACCCCGAACUGAUGCGCGUGCUGGACCGGCUGGUGCUGUACCUGCGCAUCGUGCACUCGGUGGACUACUACAACCACUGCGAGUACCCGUACGAGGACGAGAUGCCCAACCGCUGCGGCAUCAUGCACGCGCGCGCCGGACCCCCUGCCACCAAGCCCACCCAACAAGAAGUGCAAGAUUACAUCAAAACAUUUGAGGGGAAAAUGUCUGCUUUCCUCCAAGACGUCAAACCCCUUACUGAAGAAGAGUUAGAAAAGCUUGGAAUCAAGGAUCCCGAUGCAGAAGUAGAGAAGUUCGUCCAGGCCAACACUCAGGAGUUGGCCAAAGACAAGUGGUUGUGUCCACUCAGCGGCAAGAAAUUCAAGGGGCCCGACUUUAUUAGGAAACAUAUCUUCAACAAGCAUGCGGAGAAGGUGGAUGAGGUCCGUCGCGAGGUGGCGUACUUCAACGCGUACGUGCGCGACGUGCGGCGCCCGCAGCAGCCCGAGCCGCCGCAGCGCGCGCCGCCCGCGCCGCAAGCGCCGCCGCCACAGCCCGCCCCGUACGGCGGCGGGGCGCCGGCCGGCGGGCGCGGCUGGGGCUGGGCGGGCUGGGCGCCGCCGCAGCCCUAUGCGCCCCGGCACCCGAGGUUCUCCCGGCCUAGGGGCGGCGGCGCGGACUACCGCCCUGUCAUACACUACCGAGACUUGGACGCGCCGCGCGAACCAGACGAGUUCAUAUAACUUGGACAUACAUCACCCAAAAAGGACGCCCAUUACAAACACUCGUAGAAUUUAAACAAUGUUCCGUACACAAAUUAACUUAUUUAGGACUUUAGUAGGUUUACUAAUUUGUUUUCUUCGGAAUUGUUCGUAGUUUUAAGCUAAAAUUGUCGUAAUGGUUCGGCGAAAUAUGCUAUUUUUAAAUAAAAUACAUAUUUUAUUCUGGUGAAA